Closterium sp. NIES-67 is the source of this 3817-nucleotide messenger RNA. Lineage: Eukaryota; Viridiplantae; Streptophyta; Zygnematophyceae; Desmidiales; Closteriaceae. The record is from the annotation of a GenBank genome assembly.
GAGAGGAUGUUUGUGCGAGGGCCUUUCUUUUCACUCCACAGCCUUGGCUAGCGCCAUCCGCCUUGCUCCCCGGUGGCAGGCAGGCAGGCAUGGACGACGGCGCCAGUAGAGGCGGCAGCGCAUCAUGCCGCAGCAGCAUGUGCAACGUGGGGUGGGCGGUGCGCGCGCUGCACGCGAUGAGCUCGCGAGACCUCAUGAACGCAGCGCAAGACGCGCUGAGAGACGAGCCACGUCAGACGGAUAGCUCGCCACGUCAGCGGAGAAUGCCAGUGGACUUGCUGCCUAUCCGCUUGUCGAACCGCCGCGGCGGAGUCACGCAUGUGGAUCUGCCACUCCUCGCAGCAUCGCUGCCCCUCCACCUCCUCACCUGCGCUGCCCUCGUGCUGCACCGCGCCCACAAUCCCUCUCAUGCGCCCCCCAUUUUUCCUCCUCCUGCCUCUAUCCCGCCGUCUCCUCCUCCCUCCUAUCCUCCCUCACUCACGCCCGCUGUUCCUUCCGCCAGCGCACAUUCUCAACCUCUCACCAUCGCUACUGGCGAGUGUGCGAGGCACGAGGGGGCGGAAGGGGGAGGUGAGGAGGGGAUGGCGAUGAGAGGGAGGGGCGGAGGCGGGAUGGGGAGUUGCGUUGAAAGAGCAGAGCAGACCAAGAGACAGGGUGCGGAGCAGAAUGGGAAGCACGAUGGGAAGCAUGAUGGGAAGCACGAUGGGAAGCACGAUGGGAAGCACGAUGGGGAACGGGGAGGGGAGCGGGGAGGGGAGCAGGUAUUGGGGGAGGUGAUAGAGCGGCGGACAGGAAAGGUUGAUGGGCUUGCUGUAGCGCCAAAGGGGGGUGCAUCCCCUAAGGGGGACGUUGCAGCCCCUAAGGGGGACGUUGCAGCCUCUAAGGGGGGCGUUGCAGCGCCUAAGGGGGGCGUUACAGCGCCUAAGGGGGGCGUUACAGCCCCUAAAAGGGGCUUUGUAGCGUUUGUGCCUGGGAGCAGGGCUGGCAGUGGGGAGAAGGAUGCGCAGGGAGGGAGUUGGGGAGAGGGUGGGGGAGCAGGGAUUGGAGAUGGGGGAAAGGACGGAGGCGUGGAGGGCGGAGAGCGAGUGAGGGAGGGAGAAGAGAAGCAGGGCUGGGGGCGGGAAGAUGUGGCGCAGGGAAGAGGGGACACUCGCGUGGAGGCGAGCACGCAUGGGGAUCGGGGAAUGAGAGCGGCGGUACAAGUGGCGGUUGGGUCGGAGAGCAAGCAAGGGCGAGCAGACGAGGGUGCGAGAGGGAGGAAGGAGGAUCCAUGCGGCUGGAGAGAGGGUGGGGAUGAAGAGGAGGAACAGCAAGUGAAGCAAGAUUCAGAUGGUACCCCUCUUGCUGCUGCUCCUGCUGCUCCUGCUGCUGCUGCUCCUGCUGCUCCUGCUGCUGCUGCUGCUGCUGCUGCUGCUGCCAACAAUGUAACUGCAGUUGCUGCUGGUGCAAAGGAUGUAACAGCUGUUCCUGCUGCUGCUGCUGCCAAAGGCGUGACCGCAGUUGCUGUUGUUGGUAAAGAUGUAACUACAGCCGGUGGUACUGCCACAGAUGUAACCGCAGUUGCUGCUGCAGCUGCCACAGAUGGAAUGCUUGCUGCUGCCGCUAAAGGUGUAGCUGUUGCUGCUGCCAUUGAUGCGGCGAAGGAUGUGACGUCAACUGCAGCUGCCAAAGAAGUUACACCACCUUCUGCUACAAUCAUUGCAACAGAAGUUGCUGCUGCCAAAGGUGUAACAGCUUCUGUCAAAGAUGUAACAGCUGCUGCCCAACGAGCUGUGGCUGCCCAAGAUGUAACAGGUGGUGCGACGGCCAAUGACGCAACUGCAGGUGCUGCUGUCAAAGUUGCUGCUCAAGAUGUAACAGCUGCUGCCACAGAUGUAACAGCUGCUGCCACAGAUGUAACAGCUGCUUCCACAGAUGUAACAGCUGCUGCCACAGAUGUAACAGCUGCUUCCACAGAUAUAACAGCUGCUGCCACAGAUGUAACAGGUGCUGCCACAGAUGUAACAGCUGCUGCCACAGAUGUAACAGGUGCUGCCACAGAUGUAACAGGUGCUGCCACAGAUGUAACAGGUGCUGCCACAGAUGUAACAGGUGCUGCCACAGAUGUAACAGCUGCUGCCACAGAUGUAACAGGUGCUGCCACAGAUGUAACAGGUGCUGCCACAGAUGUAACAGGUGCUGCCACAGAUGUAACAGGUGCUGCCACAGAUGUAACAGGUGCUGCCACAGAUGUAACAGGUGCUGCCACAGAUGUAACAACUGCUGCCACAGAUGUAACAGGUGCUGCCACAGAUGUAACAGGUGCUGCCACAGACGUAACAGGUGCUGCCACAGAUGUAACAGCUGCUGCCACAGAUGUAACAGGUGCUGCCACAGAUGUAACAGCUGCUGCCACAGGUGUAACAGCUGCUGCCACAGAUGUAACAGCUGCUUCCACAGAUGUAACAGCUGCUGCCACAGAUGUAACAGCUGCUGCCACAGAUGUAACAGCUGCUGCCACAGAUGUAACAGCUGCUUCCACAUAUGUAACAGGUGCUGCCACAGAUGUAGGUAAGGGUGCUACCGGAGCCGCACCGGCCGCAUCUCCUGCUGAAGGGACUGCUGGUCGUGCUGCAACAGACGCCACCACUCACACCACCCCGCACACUACCCCUCCCAAGACAGCAGCACCUCCUGCUGCCAUUGCUGCAGCCGCCACUGCUAAAGCCGCCACUGCUGCAGCCCCCACUGCUACAGCCCCCACUGCUACAGCCCCCACUGCUACAGCCCCCACUGCUACAGCCCCCAUUGCUGCCUCUCCAUCACUUCCUCCCCAAAGCCCGCUUGCCUCCCCUGCUCUCGCCCCUCAGACCGGCCCCUCCCUCCCUCCCACACACCCGUCCCAUCCACCCACACCCCCUGCCCUGCCAUCCACCUCUGCCAUACCCCCUCCCCCCUCUCCCCAGCCUGUUCCCUCCUCCCAGCCUGCCCCCUCCUUACAGCCUCCCCCCUCCGCCCAUCCUCCUCCGUCCUCCCAGCCUGCCUUCUGUCUCAGCGCCCCUGUGGCGGUGACCAUUCGGCACGGGCUGCGGGCCGCCAGAGUGGCGUGGUGCCGGCAGCACGACUCGCCAGCGCAUGCUGGCAUGGCGGCACACGCUGGUGGCGCUGGUGAGGCACCUCGAGGGGGCGCUGGGGGGAAUGCUGGAGGCGGUGGCGCAGAGAAGGGGGCGAGAGGCAGUGGGGGCGGCAUGGCGAGUAGAGAGGGUGACACGCGCAUGAGCGGGGCCAUGAGAGCGGGUGAGAAGGCCGGGGAGGGGCCAGAGGAAGAGGCGCACGCGGAGAGCAAGGUGCAGACGAGUGAAGGCGGCCCGGUGGAAGGUGGAGGUGGUGAGCGCAGCAAUGGUGUGAGUGUAGAGAAUGGUGUUGUCCACUUGAACCCCUGCAGCACUGCCACGGUGGGCUGGCUGCUGGGCAGGUUAGAUGGUGAGAGGCGUGAUGCGUGGCUGGAAGAGAGGGAGGAACGAUCAAGGGGAGGGGAGAAGAGAAGGUGGGGCGAGGAGGGGCAGGAGGGGGAGGGGGAGAAGUGCAGAAAGAGGAGCAAGUCUGGUGAGGCGUGUAAGGGUCUGGCGGGAGAGAGAGGGGAGCAGCAGGGGUUGGCGGGAAAGGAAGAGGAGUGCGGGGCGAUGGGGGAGGAGCAGCAGGGGCUGGCGCACAUGGCCAAGGGGCUGCGCCUUUUGCACUCGCUGUGCGACCUGGCCAAUCACAUGCCUCGCCUGCACCAGCGCCAAUCUGCAAGAGCAGCCAUGUGAUUGGAUUCCGAAUUAUCUGCGUGCCAGCU